AUGUACUUCGAUGGCUCCAAAAUGCUAGCCGGACUGGGGGCUGGGGUGAUCCUUACAUCCCCCACUGGCGAUAACAUCUGGUAUGUACUACAAAUUAUGUAUACUGAUUCCAACAACGUAGCCGAAUAUGAGGCCCUGUUGCAUGGGCUUCAGAUGGCAACAUCAAUGGGUGUACAACGGCUCGAGGUGCGGGGAGACUCUAACCUCGCCAUCUCCCAAGUCAACAGCGAAUUCGAUGCUAAAUACCCCAAGAUGGCGGCAUAUUGGAAUGCCGUCCUUAAAAUAUCUGCCCCGUUCGAAGGGUUAGAAUUUCACCAUGUCUCCAGAGACAGCAAUCAAGCUGCUGACGUCCUUGCUCGAUUGGGCGCCAAGCGUGACCCGGUCCCUAAGAACGCCUUUGUGGAACGGCUUUUCAAGUCAUCCGUGGUGUGGCAGGAUGAGGGCAAGGACGCUGGAGCCAAUGGCCGAGAACAAAUCAUCCCUCCUGUCAUCGAACCAGACGAAGAAAUCAUCGGAGGCUCGACACUCGACGAAACAACUUCGGCUCAUGAAGUCAUGGCAGUCAUCGCGCCAUGGACCGAGCCCUUCCUCACCUACCUUCUCUGUCAAGAGCUCCCCGAUGACCAGAACGAGGCACGACGCAUAAUGCGGCGCUCUAAAGCUUAUAAGGUCCACGAUGGUGAACUGUACAAAAAAAGCACUACCGGAGUCCUCCAGAGAUGCAUAUCCGAAGAGGAGGGGUGGCAACUAUUGGCCGAUAUGCACGCUGGCAUGGGUGGUCACCACGCGGCAGCUCGGGCCUUGGUCAACAAGGCCUUCUGA
Aegilops tauschii subsp. strangulata is the source of this 822-nucleotide messenger RNA. RefSeq lists its product as uncharacterized. Gene Ontology annotation, molecular function: RNA-DNA hybrid ribonuclease activity; nucleic acid binding. NCBI's taxonomy places the organism in Eukaryota, Viridiplantae, Streptophyta, Magnoliopsida, Poales, Poaceae. The record is from RefSeq and is a predicted model, not a curated record.